This is a messenger RNA of Aspergillus vadensis CBS 113365, 1360 nucleotides long. RefSeq names its product O-methyltransferase. The record is from RefSeq and is a predicted model, not a curated record. Gene Ontology annotation, molecular function: O-methyltransferase activity. The transcript is spliced from 4 exons. The coding region runs from base 1 to 1200 and encodes 399 amino acids. Lineage: Eukaryota; Fungi; Ascomycota; Eurotiomycetes; Eurotiales; Aspergillaceae.
AUGGCCGAUACUGUGAAUGCACUGACCGCUGCUGUCAACAGCACCCUAGCCAAGCUUACCGCCGGAGAUGACAUCGCGGAUGCAGAUCGGUACCAGCUUCUGGAUGCCAUCGACAAGCUCCGCGUUGCCGUGGAACCACCUCUCCUCACCGUUCGCAAUCUUUGCUUUGGUCACCAUGGCCUAGUUGCCAUUCGGGUCGCCAUGGGAAUGGGUAUAUUCGAUGCGUUUGCCUCGGCCAAGACCGGCGAAAUGAGCGCUGAUGCCCUGGAUGAGAACACCAAGGGGGACAAAGCCCUCUUAGUGCGUAUCAUGCGGGUGCUGUGUGCGAACCACGUCUUCGAAGAGACGGGGGUGGAGAAAUACCGGGCGCUGCCGCUAGCGACCAUGUUCGCUUCUGGUAGUCCGCCCAGUGAGGUCAUCAAACAUUUCCAUUCGGACAUGAAGGCUUCGGUACACUCCUAUGACUAUUUCGAGGCAAGGGGAUACCGUAACCCUCAAGAUGCCUACGACACGACCUUCCAGCUUGCCUUUGGGACAAAGGAACAUUACUUUGAGUGGAUACAGCACAACCCGGAGGAGCUGCAUGCCUUCAAUACAGUGAUGGAGAUUGGCAAUCGCUCAUUGGAAGGUGUGCAAUGGUAUGACUACUACCCAUGGCAGGAGAAGCUGGUCACUACCAGUGGCCCAAACCGUGUCCUCCUGGUGGACAUCGGCGGUGGCAAGGGCCACGACCUUUCCGGCUUCAAGCGCAAGCAUCCCGAGAUAAGAGACCAGCUAAUCGUGCAGGAUCUUCCAAAGGUCAUUGAGGACAUCCAAGAGCCGCUCAUUGAAGGUGUGAAAGCCAUGGGCCAUAACAUGUUUGACCCACAACCCAUUAAAGGGGCGAAAGCAUACUAUAUGCGAACUGUCUUACACGAUUGGCCCGAUAAACAGGCCCUGGAGGUUCUUAGGCGUGUUCAUGAUGCCAUGGCCGCCGACUCAGUGCUACUGAUCAAUGAGAAUGUCCUGCCCGAGAUGAAUGCACCCGGGUUUUCAUCCUCAAUGGAUAUCAUUAUGAUGGAGCUCUAUGGAUCACUGGAACGGACAGAGAGGCAGUGGCUGGGACUAUUGGAGAAGGCUGAAUUCAGGGUAGUCAAAGUAUGGCGGUCGGGCUUUCAGGGAACUGGAUCCAAUGCGUUAUUCGAGGCGGUGCCUGUUUGAUAGGGGAGGGAUCUUAUGUUUGGAUAACACAUCUGGAAUUCGGGCGGCUGGCGGUUGUUGAGGAGCAGAGAGAAUUUUUUUGAAUCGGUCCCUGCCAUACAGGAUUUGUGAUCCUCUCCAUAAAAGCUUAUGUGGCGGCGCCCGUUUUCGAAUUGCUGCG